This is a messenger RNA of Lampris incognitus (smalleye Pacific opah), 1815 nucleotides long. RefSeq names its product myelin transcription factor 1b (gene myt1b). Gene Ontology annotation, cellular component: nucleus. Gene Ontology annotation, molecular function: zinc ion binding; DNA-binding transcription factor activity, RNA polymerase II-specific; RNA polymerase II cis-regulatory region sequence-specific DNA binding. Gene Ontology annotation, biological process: regulation of transcription by RNA polymerase II. The record is from RefSeq and is a predicted model, not a curated record. Lineage: Eukaryota; Metazoa; Chordata; Actinopteri; Lampriformes; Lampridae.
AUGUGUUUUGUGAAGCAGCUGGACGUGCCACAAUACGGGAGCUACAGGCCCAACAUGGUUCCCACCACGCCCCGUGCCAACCUGGCCAAGGAGCUGGAGAAGUACUCCAAGGUGUCCUUCGAUUAUGCCAGCUUUGACGUUCAAGUGUUUGGAAAGCGCAUGCUCGCUCCAAAGAUGUCCACCAGCGAAACCUCACCCAAAUCCCUCAAAAGUAUGCCAAGCCCGCGUCGUUCCCCCAAGUCAUCGUCGCCAAGCCUGAGUCUCCACGCUUAUGGGAAGAGCUCCUCUUCCUCCUCCUCGGCCUACGACUAUUCCCAUGAUGCUGAAGCUGCUCACAUGGCCGCCACCGCCAUCCUAAACUUGUCCACGCGCUGCUGGGAGAAACCCGAGAACCUCAGCACCAAGCAGCACCACAAAGACAUGGACAUUGAGGUGGAUGAAAAUGGAACCCUAGACCUGAGCAUGAAGAAGCCCAUCAAACGGGAGGGCAGCCUGUCAGGCGCCAGCAUCGGUGUUCGAUCCCCAGACCCUUCAUCCUCAUCCUCUUCCUCGCUUCAUCACGGUGGAAGCAGUGGGAUGACAUCGCCGCACCUCGGCCAUGGCUACAAGCAGGAGGAGUGGGAGGGACCUCUGGACUACACCAAACCCAACCGCCAACGGGAGGAGGACCUGGAUGAGAUGGAGCACACGGGCCAGUCUUUCGCCUCGUCUGACCCGGAGGACAGCGACAUGAUGCAGGAGUGUCUGGAGGAGAGAAAGUAUCCGGGGGAGGUCACGUCCCCAAGUUUCAAAGUCAAGUUCCAGUCCAAGGACAGCAAGAAAGAUCUGCUCUUGUGUCCCACUCCUGGUUGUGAUGGCAGUGGCCACAUUACAGGAAACUAUGCAUCCCAUCGCAGUCUAUCUGGGUGUCCUCUUGCUGAUAAGAGCCUUCGGUCCCUCAUGGCGGCCCACACUGCUGAACUCAAGUGUCCUACUCCGGGAUGUGAUGGCUCAGGUCACAUCACAGGAAACUACGCCUCCCACAGAAGUCUGUCUGGGUGCCCGCGUGCCAAGAAAAGUGGAAUUAAAACAACUCCUACCAAGGACAACCAGGAGGACUCCGAGCUCUUAAAAUGCCCCGUACCAGGCUGCGACAGCCUGGGCCACAUCAGCGGGAAGUAUGCCACCCAUCGCAGUGCUUAUGGCUGCCCACUGGCCGCCCGCAGGCAGAAGGAGGGCCUGCUGAAUGGCACUCCUUUCAGCUGGAAGGCUUUCAAGACCGAGGGGCCCACCUGUCCCACCCCGGGCUGUGACGGCUCUGGACACGCCAACGGCAGUUUUCUCACACAUCGCAGCCUCUCAGGAUGCCCAAGAGCUUCCUUUGCUAAGAAGAAGGCAAAGUUCCCUGCAGAAGAUUACUUAAGUACCAAAUUCAGAGCCAGUGAUGUUCUGGAUAAUGAUGAGGACAUCAAGCAGCUCAACAAGGAGAUUAAUGACCUCAGCGAGUCUAACAAUGAAAUGGAAGCUGACAUGGUCAAUCUGCAGACUCAGAUCUCCUCCAUGGAGAAGAAUCUGAAGAACAUUCAGCAUGAGAACAAGAUGAUUGAAGAGCAGAACGAGGCUCUGUUUAUGGAGCUGUCCGGUCUCAGCCACGCCCUGAUCCGCAGCCUGGCCAAUAUACGCCUCCCUCAUAUGGAGCCGAUCACCGAGCAGAACUUUGACAGCUAUGUGAACACCCUGACCGACAUGUACACUAACAAGGACUGUUUCCAAAGCCCGGAGAACAAGGCUCUCCUGGAGAGCAUCAACAAGGCCGUGAAGGGCAUCAAGGUCUGA